Messenger RNA from Macrosteles quadrilineatus (aster leafhopper), 3990 nucleotides. Its product is annotated as serine-rich adhesin for platelets-like. Bases 53 to 3157 code for a protein of 1034 amino acids. The record is from RefSeq and is a predicted model, not a curated record. The transcript is spliced from 18 exons. NCBI's taxonomy places the organism in Eukaryota, Metazoa, Arthropoda, Insecta, Hemiptera, Cicadellidae.
AUUAAAUAGGCCCUAGCCUAGGCUAUUACUUUUGUGUUGAAAAUUUUAAACCAUGAGUGUGCAACCUCCCAGAUACACAAGUACUCCUCGUGCUGGUCGAGACACCGCCAAUGCUCUACAAAACUUCAAUGAUGUCUCUCCAAUAUUCUCUACGGAAAUUGUGAGAAAAGUGAAAUCAUCAAUCCCGAUUUUGUCAUAUAAUAGGUCAAAUGGACCGGUUAGCUCCAGUGGUGCAAAGUCCCAAGUAUCAACAUCUAGUAACACUAGCACUGGACGGCCGAGAUCAUGUCCAAGUACAGCAUCAGGCAAGAAAACAUUUGAGAUCAAGACUCAAGCAAAAGUUCCUACGAAAAGCGUUAUUCCAGCUAAGCCACAAACACCUAAGGGGCCGAGCAUGGAAUCUAGAAACAGUGUUGAUAAAGUUUCUACAAAAAGCAUAAUUCAAGCUAAGCCACAAACACCUAAAGGACCGAGCAUGGAAUCUAGAAACAGUGUUGAUAAAGUAAUUGAGAGCGUUAUUGGACAUCAGCCUCAAAAAGAAAGCACUCCUCCCAAGGAUUUAAAUUCUCAAGUUCCUACAAAAAGCGUUUUUCAAGCUAAGCCACAAACACCUAAAGGGCCGAGCAUGGAAUCUAGAAACAGUGUUCAUGAAGUAAUUGAAAGCGUUAUUGGACAUCAGUCUCAAAAAGAAAGCACUCCUCCCAAGGAUUUUAAUUCUCAAGUUCUUACAAAAAGCAUAAUUCAAGCUAAGCCACAAACACCUAAAGGGCCGAGCAUGGAAUCUAGAAACAGUGUUGAUGAUGAGUUGUACCAAGCUGUACCAAGUUCCUCAAGCGUCAAACGCUCUUCAGUCUCAACCAGUUUGAAUGAUUCCCGAACAAAGACCAGUAGAGUGUCUAAGAUCUCCCAAAGGCCAUCUACUUUACCAGUUGUACCGGAGGAAACUGCUGUGCAAGGCACUUCACAAGUUCCCGGAGAAGACAUUUUUAAACAUUCUAAAGCUCAGAGUGGCUGGCUAAUCCCGAAAGAAACGCAAAGCCGAAUAUCUCUCAAAAGGAAAUCUAGCGUUCCAGUGACGAUCACUAAAAGAACCAAGAAAACCAAAACCAAUCAAGAAGAGGACGAUGCAAGUUUAUUUGACAGUCCAGAACUUCCUAACCUUUUGGAAACUUCAUCACUGGUAAACAGAAGGAAGACACAUGUCCUAAAAAAGAAACCUGUAACCCCUGAAAUUCUAGAAGAGCACCGAGAAAGUUUAACCUAUGGUAUUAUUGCGUUGGAUGAUCUAAAUAAAAUUAAAAACACUGCAUCUGAUACUGUUGAAAAACGAUUAGAGGUCAAAUCACAAAAAACUGUACCUAAAACCUCACAGAAAACCCCUUCUAGAAACCAAUUAGAAGAGGAACUUGAUGUAGCAACAAACUCAAGAGGGAAAUUAUCUAACAAUGUUGCAGGAGAAAGUAAACUUGUCGAAACAAAGGAGCAGCUAUCCCAAGGCAAGAAUGUAUCAGGCGUAGACAGUAAGAAAAGUGAGGUUGAAAUCAAUACUUCAAAGAGUGAUGGCCAAAAAAAGGUGAAAAUAGUAAAGAAAACUGUUAAGAGAUCCAAUCGUGACUUGAAUGUUGAAUCUUUGGAAAAUACUAGACCCAAGAGAACAUUGCGUGAAAGAAAGCCCAAUAUCAAUUAUGAAGAUAAUUCUGUUAUUGCUCAAGGAGAAAAAGAAAAUAUGCGAGGUAAGAAAAGAGAACCAACAAUAAAGUCCAGUCAAGAAGUUACAGAAGCAAAACCUGCAGCAAGUUCUGUCAUUAAGCCUUCUGCAAAGAAUAAGCAAAAGAAGAACAAUAUAGACAAAGAAAACACACCACAAACUGGUACCAAAACAUACGAUAGUGAAGUAAGUUUUGAACUUGAAGAAGAACAUGAUGAAAAGGAUGUUUUGAAAACGUAUAAUAAUGCUGAUGCUCAAGAAGAAAAACCCAAGAUCAAGGGUCGUAAAAAAAAUGUGGGGAACACAAAAACUGCCAAAACUAAUAAUAAAUUAGCCUCUAAAACUUUAGAUGAAAAUAAUUCAGAAGCGGGUGCAAAAGAAAAAGAAAUUUCCAAACCGAGCGGUAUUACACAGGGAGUGACGGCUGUGAAGUCUACGACUACAUCUGUUAAAAGGAAAACUCAAUCCAAAAAACAAACCUCACUUGCAAAUGAUCUGAACCAAAGAAAUGAAGAAAUUGAAGCUGCACAUGUUUUGUUAGAUGUUGAAAACAGAGAGUUUAUUUUGCAUGGCGAAAGCUCGUCCAAUAUUGCUUUUACUAACAAAGUGAAAACAUCUCUACCUUCUGAAAAGAAACGUGUACAAACAUCGGUCUCCAAAAAACAUUCUGCCGCAGUUACUGGUGAAGAUUUGAAUUUAGCUAGCAGCCCAUCAAAGUGUGAUGUGGGCAAGCAACAAAGUGAAUACGAAGUUGAAACUAGUCCUAAAACUGUCGGAAGAAAGAAAAAUUCUCAACACCAGUCAAAAGUAAAACCAAAGAGCGGAAGUGUUUCUGAACGUGCUGAUGAUAAAACCAACAAGCUGGUCCUUGAAACACAGUCCUGUGUUUCUUCCUCCACUGGGACAAAACAAAACACCGAAGAUACAGGGUCUGGCGAUUCUCAUUCAGAGUCUCGUUUCUAUUUUCGGAAACGAAUACAACACCCAGUCGAGUUUUGGAAGACCCAAACCUUCAGUCAAACAUCAAACGAAAGUCGUCAGCUAUUGUCAUCUAAAAAACGAAAAAAACCAGAAGAGAAUCUCAAUAACUUGCACCCAAAGUACAGUAAGUUUGACAUAAAUAAUUUGUUUGGGAAUCAAAAGCCGACAACACAAGAGUUGACGGAGGGAGUGACAGCGUUGAGACACAUUCACAUCGCUGACUUCUUGAUGAUGGGAGUGGUCACAUUGGAACCUGGAGCAGUCCUUCGCAAGAUAUCCACCAACACGGCAUACACCGUGGUGGAUGGAUGCGCAUGUGUAACCAUCAACAAAGUCACCAAAUAUUUUGAAGCAAAGGAUGUAAAUAGAAGAUUCUUCAUCCCUAGAAAUAUUGAUGUUUCCAUCACCAACGAGAAGGAAGUUCCUUUGAAAAUGGAUUUUGUAAAGUUUAAGGGAGAGCCUUAUUAGUUGUCUUUUUUUGUAUUCUGUAAAAUAUUGUAAGUAGUGUUAGUAUGUUGUAGUGUAAAGCUAUUAAAAUCGUAUUAAAAUGAAAAACUGUAUUUAUAAAUUAGAAUAGUUAUAUUGUUCGUGUUUGUAAUACUUUAAGUAUUACUUUUUUUAUUACUUUGUAACCAAUGAAAUUAAUUUCAAUUUGUCAAGUCUCACUUCGAUUCUAUGUUUGAGAUGUGUUUGUAUCGUGCUAAAAAUGUAUAUGUCAGUAUUUGUGAAAAAUGUUAUGAUAUUCUACAAAACAGAAAUACUUGUACUUGUUUAAAAUUGUUGCUAGUCUGUGUGGUUUUGGAAGGCUUGAAUAAGCUAUGUGACAGACCAUUUUUAUUAUUCCAUUUUAUAGUUUUGUUAUUUGCUGUAUAGCUGUGCAAAUUUGUCCAUCGUUCUAUUUGUUUAGGCUAUUCAAUGCUCACAAAUAUUUGAACCAGUUAAAUUUAAGUUGAGGUGAAAUAACCUAAAUGAAAAAUUGUACAAACAAGUUUGUUGUGUUGAUAGAUUUAUACAAGUUUUGGGAAAAUGUUAUAGGUUUAAUAUUGUGUUGUUGUUAGAAUGCGGUAGCUUUAUUAUGAAAUGUAAGUACAAAAGCUAAGCGUUAUCAAUGUAUUAAUGUUAAAUUUGUAAAGUUUUAAUUUUAUCAUCGUAGUUUUAGGAUCUUUAAACAAAAUAAUAACAUUGAACAGAUUAAUGUAAAAGAUGUGACUUUUCAUUUGAAAAUAUAAUGUUUUUAAAUAUUUUUAUAUAAUAAUGCCGUUAAUUCUUUUACACAGUUUGCGUCGCUGUUUUUUUUAUGC